AUGUACUCCUAUCUAAAACCGCAGCCUGAACCGAUACAGAAUGAACUUAUUGUGAUACAGUACCCUGGAAUUAUCAAAAAUCUCGAUCGAGCGCUGGAGACACUAGGAGGUCUUCCAAAGAUAUCACAGAACCACUUCUGUGGUCAUUCACUUGAGCUGCGACAUACACCGGAGAAUCCCUACACUAGCGCUUCAAUCUCAGAGAAAAAAGUGGACGCUGUUGUCACCUCCGGCACUCUUCGAGUGAUAAUGCAGAUUCGGCGGAAAAAGAAAAAACCUGAUGUGAUUGAGACAAAGUUCCUUGGCUUGGUGAAUUAUCUUUACACGUUUGAGACAAUGUGUGAUUUUCAAUAUCUGCCAUUAAAGAAGCGGCAAGAUAAGGAAGUAUUUGAUGAUCUUAUACCCCGCCUUAUUCCUCAAGACCUUCCCGGUGCCUUAUGCUGGUGGGAUAAGCCUGAUCCUCAUCCUGGCUACACUCCUCUCUACCUCCCGCCAUACCAGUUCAGUCGUUAUAAUACUCCCUCGAACAAACUGCUUUGUCGUGAUACUGAUUUCGCCAUUGAGAAAAGUCGGAGAAAAACUGGACAUGGUCAAAAUUUGCGUUUACACAGAAAAGCACUUUCUGUAACUGUACAGGCGAAUGACCCAUUCCCAUCAACCCCAGCACCAGAAGCAGUUGCAGAUGCAGAUUUUAGAUGCAAGAACGAAGAACCACACAAAAUGAUAGCAGCUUUGUAUCGCGAACGACCGAUGUGGACAAGAGUUGCUAUCGCGUACAAAACUGGGCUUGAGUACACUUUGUUGAAAACUUUGCUACAAAAGUAUGCUUUCUACAUCCAAUCAGGACCAUGGGGGAGGCUUUGGUGCAAAUUCGGUUAUGAUCCUCGAACGGAUCCCGAGUCAAAGCAUUACCAAACACUAAUG
Messenger RNA from Strongylus vulgaris, 924 nucleotides. Lineage: Eukaryota; Metazoa; Nematoda; Chromadorea; Rhabditida; Strongylidae. The record is from the annotation of a GenBank genome assembly.